AUGAAGUCCUCCACACCCGUUGCAGCGCUCCUCCCGGCGCUCGCCUCAGCAACCACGCACCACCUCUUCGUCGGCACCUUCUCCGGCGCAAACCUCUACGCCGUCGAGUUUGACGACCAAGCGCUGACGCUCACGCUCGCGGCCAACAUCAGCGCGCACGCGGCACACGCCUGGAUCAACCUGUCGCACGACAAGAAGGCCCUCUACGCCGUCGAGGACGGCGGGUGGACUUCGUACUCUGUCGACAACGCCAGCUCGCUCACGCACACGGCGACGGUCCCGCUGGGCGGCGCCAACUGCAGCUCUGAUCGCAGCAUCUUCGUGCUGGGCUCGCACGCGCCGCCGUACGCCGUCUACGGUGACCCGUUCGGCAACUGCGCCAACGUGCUGCACGUCGACGCCGACACGGGCGCGCUCGCCGAGGUCGCGCAGAAUGUUAGCUACGCAUCCGGCUCCGGCGUGCAUGGGCUGGCGCUGUCGCCUGACGGCCGCUUCCUGUACUCGGCCGACGACUCGGGCAACGCCGUGUGGACGCACGAGGUGGAUGCUACCACGGGUUUGCUGACGCAGGUCAGCAAGCUGGAUGGUCCGUCCAGCGGCUCCAACCCACGCCAUGCGGCGGUGCAUCCGAACGGUGGGUUCCUGUACGUGGUGCUGGAAGAGGCGAACACUUUGGCGCAGUACCGCCUCAACACUGAGACAGGCGUGCCGAUUUUUGAGAAUGUGACCUAUCCGUUGAUCCCUCAGUCUGAGCUAUCGAGCAACAACGCCAACUACUGGUCUGACGACGUGGCCGUGGCGGCGAGCGGCAACUUCCUGUGGGCGUCGGCGCGCAGCCGCGACGAGACUAUUCCCGGCUACAUCAGCGGAUACCGGCUCUCGGAGACUGGCGCCAUCGUGGAGCAGCUCUUCCUGACCAACACGACGACGUCGGGCGGUUCGGCCAACGCCGUCACUCCGGCGCCGUUCGGUGACGAGUUCGUCGCGCUGACGGACACACAGGAGGAGUUUUUGCAGGUCUGGAGGUACGUCAACGGCUCGGCGGCCGAGGUGGUGGCCAGGCUGGACUUGCAGGAUGGUGGAUGCUGCGCCAAUGCUGUCUGGCUGGAUUAA
This is a messenger RNA of Lasiodiplodia theobromae, 1113 nucleotides long. RefSeq names its product Carboxy- -muconate cyclase protein. Lineage: Eukaryota; Fungi; Ascomycota; Dothideomycetes; Botryosphaeriales; Botryosphaeriaceae. The coding region runs from base 1 to 1113 and encodes 370 amino acids. Gene Ontology annotation, molecular function: 6-phosphogluconolactonase activity; protein binding. The record is from RefSeq and is a predicted model, not a curated record. The transcript is spliced from 2 exons.